CUCCGUGAUGCGCCGCGGUGGUCACGCAGGACGGUGGGGCGCUGACAGCCGGGACGCUGCCUGCGGAGCUCGGUGAAGUGUGUCUGCCACCCCGAGCCUAACGCUGGAUUACCACCAGGCCGAGAGCCCUCCAGCAGAGGGCAGCACAAGCUCAACUCGCAGAUCAGGUCCCAGAGCAGUGAGCGCUGUCAGGAUUACUCCUUUAACAACCAUGAAAGUUUCUCCUGAUCUGAUUCCCUCUGCAGAUUUGGACCCGAGCAGAGUGUGCAAAGGGAAAGGCGUGGUGACCCUGAGGGCGACCCUCGUCCACAUCGACGACGACGACGGCGACGAGCCGAAUGUCAUCGCAGCUACAAGCAGCUGGACCGGCCAGAUUAAUGGAGACGGAUCCAGAGCAGGAGCCGAGGACGGCAGCAGCAACGCGCCUCAUUUACCUCCUGAGACCAACACCCGGUGCCAGGCCUUUUCACCCAGAAGCAUAAGCGAAAACGAAGCUGCUUCUCCUCCAGAUGCUCUGCACGUUAACCCCUCGGCUCCCGGUUGUGUUUAUCCCCGCACCAGUUCAGUCAACCCCACCAUCGUCCUGCUGCAGCACAACAGAGAGCAGCAAAAGAAUCUGCCUCACUUCGAAGAGCCGGCCCCAGACAAAGGCCCCGAUCCCAGCAGGGACUGUGUGAGUCCCGGCUCCGACAUGGACGGGACGAGGCUGCGGCUGUCGCUGCACUCCCCCGUCCGCGGCCCCAUAAGCAAACCCAUUGUGCCUGUUCGGAACACUGAAAAGUCCAAGGACUGGUAUAAGACCAUGUUCAAACAGAUCCAUAAAUUACCCGAGCCUUUUGAGGAAAACCCCUACCGCCCCACCUACAUUUUCCCCGAGACCUUUGACAUUCGCAUGACCCCAAAAGACGAUGGUCCCACCCCAUAUGUUUACCUGGAAGAUGGAAGAACUGUUCCGCGCUCUAAAAGCGACGACCUGGUGGACUCCAGAGGGAGACCGAUGCCGGUUCCAACUCGGUCCUCGUCUCUCAAGCCGUCUGCCACAAGGAGCGAGUGGGAGCCGCCGGAAAAGAAGGUGGACACCAGGAAGUACCGCGCCGAACCCAGGAGCAUCUUCGACUACGAGCCGGGGAAAUCAUCCGUCCUGAAGCUGGAGAGAACGGAUGUAAGUCCAGAAGAUGUAGAUUUAGAGAAUGAGCCUUGGUAUAAAUUCUUUUCAGAGAUGGAGUUUGACAAAGCGAGUGCCCCCUCCUUCAGCCCUCUGGAAACAGCCUCCGACCUGCAGCAGUACUCCUCUAGCAAGUCUGGACACAACGAGGUGGACAAGGACGGGGGGUCGUCGUCCGGCGACCCCGCCGCUCCAGAAUGCGACCGACAUGUUUACAAGAGCAUCCUGGAGGGCGGCGACAUUCCCCUGCAAGGCCUGCGGGCUUUAAACAAGCGCCAUGGCAGCUCCUCCUCCUCUAAAGUGGAUUAUAAAGGUGGGAAUGGCUAUUUAAUUUCACCCUGCUCCUCUGUAAAUAGUCGAACGGUUCUUGCCAGUAAUGCAAUAGGUGACCAGUGUAAGAGUAAGAAGCCCCUGUCCGCUGCCAAGGCCUGCAUACCGCAGAUCCUGCCCUCCAAGUUCAAGCCCAAGCUGCUGCCCCCCGGUGGUGACAGCCGGGACUGCAGGACCGAUGGCGCCAGACAGCCCAAGUCUCACAGUUGCGAGGAUAUCUACCCAGGGCGUUUUGGUGAAGAGGAGGACCGGGGCGUCUCCCCUGCGGUGAGGCGGAGCGCGUCCGGGUUCUCCAGCCUGUACCGCUCCAUGCAUCACAUCCAGCGGCCCAGUUCGGUCGGCUGCAGCCCGCACGGCAGCGUCCGCAGCCUCACCUCGCUGUUUGAAGCGGCCCAGAGCGACGCAGAGAAGUCGGUCGGGACUGUUGGACGGGACAACGUGUCGUCACGGGUCAGCGAGUUCGAAACGAUGAUCCGGUCUGGCGCCGCCCCCAGCCGCUCGUCGUCACUGCCCGCCCUGGACUCCGGGCGGAACCGCAGCCCCGACCGCGUGGCGUCUGCCGUGUCCGCCGAGGCGCUCCUGACAACCGAAGCCACAACGACGUACGUUAGCGCUGCGGCGGAGGGUGGAAACUCCAGGGUUUCGUCUCCGGAGGACGAGGUGGCUUCGUCAUCGGGGGAUGGACAGGAAGUGGAGCAGAUCCUCAGCGGAUCCAAAACCCCUCCGCUCCACCACCACCACCACCUGCACCACCUGAACCAUCCGCUCCUCCUCAAGCCCAGCAAGUGCAAAGGCGCCUGCCCAGCCUCCUACACCCGCUUCACCACCAUCCUGCGCCACGAGAGGCAGCAGGACACACCGGCUGCUGUGGAGAGGAAGGCCAUGCUGCCGGGAAACCUCUUCCUCAUGGGCCCGGCGCCCUUCAGGUUACGGAAGAACCCACAGCCGCACCAAACCCGACGGACGCUGUUGGCCACCAGGGUGACGGCGGGCGCCCAGAGGCCCCUCAUCCCGCGGCGGCUCUCCUCCCUGGAGGUCGUGGAGAAGCUGGAGGGCGGCGGGACGGAGCGACUGAGUAACGGCCAGGUGUUUGACGCCAACGGGAACCUACUGGCAGCUCACCAUAGAGACUCGUCCCCAGCUCAUGGGGAAAGCCAGGAUGAAGUGUUGAGGAAGCGUCAUGGGGACAAAGAGAAAAUCCUGGAGGAGCAGCGGCGGCUGAAGCGGGAACAGGAAGAGGCCGACAUCGCGGCGCGGCGGCACACGGGGAUUGUUCCGACGCACCACCAGUUCAUCACCAACGAGCGUUUCGGAGACCUGCUCAACAUCACAGAUAACGCAGAGAAACGGAAAUCAGGCGUCGAGAGAACUCCAGCCAUGGCACGCUUUGACUUCAGAGCAGAAAGCCUAAAGGAAUUACCGUUUCAAAAGGGGGAUAUUGUGUACAUAAUCCGACAAGUCGAUCAGAACUGGUAUGAAGGCGAACAUCAUGGAAGAGUCGGCAUUUUCCCACGAAGUUACGUUGAGCUCCUGCCUCCAACAGAGAAAGCCCAGCCAAAGAAAAGCGCCCCAGUCCAGGUUCUGGAGUACGGAGAAGCGCUCGCCCGCUUCAACUUUAAGGGAGACACAGUGGUGGAGAUGUCCUUCAGGAAGGGCGAGCGGAUCACGCUGAUCCGCAGAGUGGAUGAGAACUGGUACGAGGGGAAAAUCUCCGGCACCAAUCGGCAGGGCAUCUUUCCCGUCACCUACGUGGAAGUCCACAAGCGGCCGCGCGUGAAGAACGGCGUGGACUACCCGGACCCGCCAGUCAGCCACUCGCCGCAGCGCAGCACCAACGCCUCGCCGCAGCUGUACCGUAACCGCCUCACCACCUCCCCCCUGACGCUGCCCCGCUCCCCCCGCCGCUCCGUCUCGCCUGAGGUUCACGCCGUCUCCUCCGAGUGGAUCUCUCUCACCGUGGGUGGUGGCAGCCCCCCUGCCGCCCCGACACCCCCUCUGCCGCCGCUGCCCACCGUCUCCUACCGCUGGGGCGAGUACCUGCCCCCGCCGUACUCCGCCAGCCCCGUGCCCUACGUCUCCCCCAUGGCGUCGCCCUCCGCCUCCCCGCUGCCGCCGCCGCACCCGCCCAGGCCCGGCUCGGCCACGCCCUUUCUCACCUUCACUCCGCCGCAUGGGGAGGACUUCCUGUCGCGCAGCGUGAGCCCCAGCGGCGGGCCGGUGCUUGAAGGCUGGCUGAGCGAGGGGGAGAGCGCGGAGGGGGAGCGGGGCCGGGCGGCCCAGGGCAGCAGACAGAGUAGCCCUGCAGAGUUUGUGAAGAACGAGGCCGACCAUCUGGGUCGGAUCUCCAGGAGCCCUGUGAUGCCGUACGACAUCCAGGAGAACAACAACGUUAACUCGUUUGCGGAGGCAGUGUGUAAUGAGAUCUUGAAUAUUGCUGAGACCUCAGUGAGGUACUGCAGCACCCUGUCCCACCACCAUAAUGACUCUCUUCACAGACUGCACCCCCACCCCAGUAAACAAUGUCUCAUCAUUUCCCAGCAACCCCAGUCCCACAGCAGCAGCCCGGAGCCGAGCCGUCUCAGCUGUGGAAUUUUCCAGGCUUUGUACAGUUACGUUCCUCAGAACGACGACGAGCUGGAGCUGCAGGAGGGAGAUCUCGUCAGUGUCAUGGAAAAAUGCGAUGACGGCUGGUUUGUCGGCACAUCAAAGAGGACAAAACAGUUUGGGACUUUCCCUGGGAACUACGUGAAGGAAGUGAAACUGUAACAAUAUCUAAUCUGCCUGUAACACACGGUUGCCUGUCAAGCUUGGGGAAGUUAUUACUACUGCGCAUGGCUGCUGGGUAGAAUAGUCAUCUGGCCAGGCGAAUACGUUUGUCUGGGGAAGUGAUCGGUGCGGCCGGGGGGAUGUGGACGGACAGCGGAGGGGACGGCGCUCUCUCCGCCCAAACCGCCAUCACAUGUUACUCACUUCUGGGCAGAAUCCAUCCGUCUCCAACAUGUGGGGAUUACGUCACUCGAAUUAGCUGGUGUUGCACAGAUUAUAGCUUCCAGUACGUCCGUGUGUUUAUGUAGCACCUGGUCUAGAUCACCACAUCACAGUGGAUCUUAUUAUCAAAGAAGGACUUUGGAGGAGGGAAAAACGUGGCUCCCUAAAGGUGGAGCCACCUUUAGGGAUCAGAGGUGCGAAUCAUCAAUCAUGGAUCUUCUUAAUUUAAAAAUAUCAAAUUUACUUUCCAGAUGUGAAAUUUUGUCUGUCAAACAGACUUUUCCUCUUUAAUUCUGAUUGAAGAAAACAAUCAUUUUGAGUUUAAAGGGCAUAUAUCAUUAUUAUUAAAGAUGAUCUGUAAUGCUUCCUUGAGCAGGUUAUGGUAGGUCUAUGGCCUAAACAAACAUGUUCAUUACAUUUCUUGGAAAAUCUUUCUUAGAUGAUGAGAUUGUAGUCUGCUCAGUUUCAGAAUGAGCUGCUUUAGGGCUCUGUCACUUUAAAUCCAUAUAAGCUGCAGCUGGUCAUCCACCCAACAAAUCAACGUUUACACUUACUGCUGCAAACAGAUGCGUAAUUUUACAACCAUACUUUGAAAAGCAGAAGUGGAGCCUCCUGCACAAACAACAAGACUGCAUCAAGAGGCUUCAGACACUGAUGAAGAAAAAAGAUUGUCUGAGGCAGUUACUGGUAAAAGAAACUGUUCCAGCCUGAUGAACUUGGUGGUCUGGCUGUCGACUGCUUGCAGCUGUAGCUGUGUGUCAACUUUAAAUAACUUCUUAAUUUCAAUCUAAUUUUUCUAUUAUUUUCUAGAAUAUCUUUGUAGCAAGCAUGCUAACUCCAUCCUCGUUCCAUACAUUUGCCUUAAAACAGGGAAACAUGACUCAGCCAAACAUUUUCAUGUUUGGCUGCAUGUAGAUCAUGAAUGUCUUCGAAGGGCCAGUUGUUGCCGAAUGUAUUAAUUAAACUAACCGUUAAACUGUUGAAACUUAUCUACGUUUAAUUAGUACUUUUUAAAAUGUAAACAUUUUUUACUUCUUUUCACACUGAUGUAAUUUGGUCCUAUACAAAUGAAAACUGAUUUGUUUUUGAUUAAAUAAUGUUUAAGUACACAACUGGUAUCUUAUCAAUUUAUGUGGCUCUCUACACUCUAGCGGGCCACAUAAAUCGUCACGGUGGCCGGAUUUGGCCCGCGGGCCGUGAGUUUAAUACCUGUGCCUUAAAAUGUUCUUUUUUGUCAAGAAAACAAAAUAUUUAUGUGCAGAAAACAUUAUCUACAGUAACUAAAAUACGUUAUCCAUAUAUGGUUGUACCUUCCUGUUUUAGGAAGCGUGGCUUGAAAGUCUCGUUUUGUUUCAGAAAAUUAUCUUUUAAAGUUUAUUACUCACUUUGAAAACAAACAGAAGGUGAGGUACCUUAAAUAUUAAGUUUUCUGCCUCUUCAAUAUGAUGAUAUUUGCCCUUUAACCAUCUGCAACGUUAGCGACCCCUGCUGGAACUGGUCUGAUUUUGCUUCUUCUUUUUUUGUUUUGUGUUUUUUUUUUUUGGUUAUUUGAAAUCACCAUAAAUUCAGUGUUGUUGAUUUUUAGGGGAAUGUUAAAGCUGUUACACCUCUGUGUAAUCCUAACGCUUCAGAUACCGCUGCAGUAUUGCCUUGUUUUGUUUUUUUACCAAACAUUCUUCCUGAUGCAGUCGGGUGCAUGUGUAGAAACAACAAGCUUAUUUAAAAUGCGAUAUUUAGGCACAAGCAGCGAGAGCGCUGCGAAGGCCUAUUUUCUGUAUUGUUUCUGUAGCAAAUACAACACGGACUGUGUUGCAUGUACUCUACAAGUGAAGUUUUUGAUUUGACUAAGUGAUGCCUUUAGGUACCUAGUGAUCCAACGCCUUCAGCACAACUACCAGACGGGCGUAGUUGCACUUAACUUCCUGUUUGUCCCCAGCUUACAAGAUAAAAGCAGAUUAAUCUGAUGACCUACACUGCAAAAUCACAAUACUUUUGGUUUAGUUUCUAGUGUAGAUAUAUUAAUACACUUAAAAAUAAGAAAACUAACUUAGAGGUAACUUUUUAGAACGUUAUAGGAGCUUGUUUUAAGUUAACAAUUCCUUAAUAUUAAAGAAAAAGUUGUAGUUCCUCUGACAACUGGCUCUGUGCCAUUACCUAGCAACGCCAGUCAAGCACAGCCCGUCGCCUAGCAACCUAGUUCUACUUCCACUAGCAGAUUAUUUCAUGUGUAACAAUAAAUGUUUUCAAUAAGUGAAAUAAUCUGCCAGGGAAACUAGCACUU
Xiphophorus maculatus (southern platyfish) is the source of this 6764-nucleotide messenger RNA. It is a transcript of the gene sorbs1, whose product is annotated as sorbin and SH3 domain containing 1. Gene Ontology annotation, cellular component: cytoplasm; cell-substrate junction; nucleus. The record is from RefSeq and is a predicted model, not a curated record. Bases 212 to 4261 code for a protein of 1349 amino acids. Gene Ontology annotation, biological process: cell-substrate adhesion. Lineage: Eukaryota; Metazoa; Chordata; Actinopteri; Cyprinodontiformes; Poeciliidae. The transcript is spliced from 28 exons. Gene Ontology annotation, molecular function: protein binding.